AUGAAGGAAGUGUGGUGUGUUUGUGUUUCAGAGUUGAUGAUUCGGGCCAACGCCAUCCUCAUCCUCACCGUGGCCUGGAUCCUCGGCACCUUCUAUUACCUGUGGCAGGACAGCAAGCCUUCCUCCUCCUCCUCCUCCUCCUCCUCCUCCUCGUCGUCGGGCUCCCAGCUGAAGAACCACGGGCAGAAAGGGAGGCUGGAGGAGCGCACUCUUCCUCUGAUCGUGACUCAUGCACCAAAGCUGGAGCAGCAGAGUCAGCUCUUGGGCCAGUUUGAUGAAAAGGCUUUUCUAUCCAGUAAGCAGCUGAAGACAGGUGAGGAUCCGUACAGAGAACAUGCAUUCAACCUGCAGGAGAGCGACCGACUGGGCAGCGAACGUGCCAUCAGAGACACACGCCACUAUCGAUGUGCCUCCGUGACCUUUGACCCUGACCUGCCGCCCACCAGCAUCAUCAUCACUUUUCACAAUGAGGCACGCUCCACCCUGCUGCGCACUAUUAAAAGUGUACUGAUGAGAAGCCCACCUCACUUGAUACAGGAAAUUAUCCUUGUGGAUGACUUCAGCUCCAACCCUGAAGACUGUCGACUGCUCUCUCAGAUCCCGAAGGUGCGCUGCCUGAGAAACGAGCGCCGGGAAGGUCUGAUCCGGUCUCGUGUAAGAGGGGCUUCAGCGGCUUCGGCCUCCAUCCUCACCUUCCUGGACAGUCACUGUGAGGUCAACACAGACUGGCUGCAACCCAUGAUCCAGAGAGUCAAAGAGGAUCACACGCGGGUGGUCAGUCCCAUCAUUGAUGUGAUCAGUCUGGAUAAUUUUGCCUACCUGGCCGCUUCUGCAGACCUGAGAGGAGAAUGCAAUGAGAUCACUCCAUACAGUAUUGCAGAUCGGCUUGCAUUAAGACGGAAGUUGAACUGUAACUCUUUCCGCUGGUAUCUUGAGAAUGUAAUCCCCGAGCAGGAAGUGGCGUACAGUCUUCUGAAGCAAAUUGGCGUCACAGUCUUCUACAAAUGGAAGCCCAGAGGUCCGGCGCUGCAGCACAUGAUCAGUGGAUUGUGUCUGGAUAGCCAGCCUCCUUCAGGCCCGCCGCUCGUCGCUCAGUGCCGCCCCCAGGUGGCCAGCCAAUCCUGGGAGCCGCAGCUGGUCACCUGA
This is a messenger RNA of Cyprinus carpio (common carp), 1146 nucleotides long. RefSeq names its product polypeptide N-acetylgalactosaminyltransferase 16-like. Bases 1 to 1146 code for a protein of 381 amino acids. Gene Ontology annotation, cellular component: Golgi apparatus. The transcript has 12 exons. NCBI's taxonomy places the organism in Eukaryota, Metazoa, Chordata, Actinopteri, Cypriniformes, Cyprinidae. The record is from RefSeq and is a predicted model, not a curated record.